Molecule: messenger RNA, 1973 nt
Organism: Protobothrops mucrosquamatus (brown spotted pit viper)
Lineage: Eukaryota; Metazoa; Chordata; Lepidosauria; Squamata; Viperidae
Gene: GNAS
Product: GNAS complex locus
Exons: 12
Coding region: 11-1150 (379 amino acids)
Biological process (GO): sensory perception of chemical stimulus; adenylate cyclase-activating dopamine receptor signaling pathway
Cellular component (GO): heterotrimeric G-protein complex
Molecular function (GO): GTPase activity; beta-2 adrenergic receptor binding; mu-type opioid receptor binding
Source: RefSeq, a predicted model, not a curated record
CCCCCCCAAGAUGGGCUGUUUAGGGAACAGCAAGACUGAGGAUCAGCGCAACGAGGAGAAGGCGCAGCGAGAGGCCAACAAGAAGAUCGAGAAGCAGCUGCAGAAGGACAAACAGGUCUACAGGGCCACGCACAGGCUCCUCUUGCUGGGUGCUGGCGAAUCUGGUAAAAGCACAAUUGUCAAACAAAUGCGGAUCUUGCACGUCAAUGGAUUUAAUGCAGAGGAGAAAAAAAUGAAAAUUCAAGAUAUUAAAAAUAAUAUUAAAGAAGCUAUAGAGACAAUAGUAACAGCGAUGGGAAACCUGGCACCACCAGUGGAACUAGCUAAUGCAGAGAACCAGUUUCGAAUUGAUUAUAUAUUAAACUUAGCAAAUCAGAUAGAUUUUGACUUCCCACCAGAAUUCUAUGAACAUACAAAAACACUUUGGCAAGAUGAAGGUGUGAAAGCGUGCUAUGAAAGAUCUAAUGAAUAUCAGUUGAUUGACUGUGCACAGUAUUUCCUAGACAAGAUUGACAUAGUCAAGCAAAAUGAAUACACACCGUCUGACCAGGACCUUCUUAGAUGCAGAGUUCUGACAUCAGGAAUAUUUGAAACCAAGUUUCAAGUGGACAAAGUAAAUUUCCAUAUGUUUGAUGUUGGUGGGCAAAGAGAUGAACGUCGAAAAUGGAUCCAGUGUUUCAAUGAUGUAACUGCUAUAAUAUUUGUGGUAGCCAGCAGUAGCUAUAACAUGGUUAUACGAGAAGACAAUCAGACCAACCGGCUUCAAGAAGCAUUAAACCUCUUCAAAAGUAUCUGGAACAACAGGUGGCUACGGACCAUUUCAGUUAUUCUUUUCCUGAACAAACAAGAUUUGCUAGCAGAGAAAGUUUUGGCAGGCAAAUCAAAAAUUGAAGAUUACUUUCCAGAAUUUGCUCGUUACACCACACCAGAAGAUGCAACACCAGAACCCGUUGAGGAUCCUAGAGUUACAAGGGCCAAGUAUUUUAUUAGAGAUGAAUUUCUUAGAAUCAGCACAGCCAGUGGAGAUGGACGGCAUUAUUGCUACCCUCACUUCACCUGCGCCGUAGAUACAGAAAACAUUCGGAGGGUUUUCAAUGACUGUCGGGACAUUAUUCAAAGGAUGCAUCUUCGUCAAUAUGAGUUGUUGUGAUGGAGCGCACUUUUUCCCUCUGUUUUGGACUCCUUGUUCCUUAUUAAAAAGAAAAAAAAACCUGGCCCACAUAGGGUGGAAGAGAACUGUUGCAGUCUCUCUCUGAUUUGCAUCCCUCAGUCUUUUUUCCUUGCUGGACAAAGAGCAGCCUUUCUAAGCUGUCUUGUUUCACCCCCUUGGGACGGUCGGAAAUAGUCCCUGCAAAGGUCUAUUUCUGCGGUCAGGGUGAGGUUUCUCUCUUUAACACGGCCCUUACAAACGAAACAAAACCCAAAACAUGCAAACAAAAGAAUAACGCCCGAAGGGUGAAGCACCUGAGAGGAUUUGGGAUUUCAAUUAAAUAUUUAAAAGCAGACAAAAAAAAAAAAGAGGAGGAGGAGGAGGGAGAACUUUAGGUAAUCAUUACUGUUGUGGGCAUGAUCAUUUAUCCCAUGAUUUCAACUCUGUAUCCAUUCACUGCAUCCAACUAAGGAAGGUGCCAAGUUCUAAAGGCAGCCGCUUCAGUUUGGGUUUUUUUGCCUCUGAAUGUGACUUUUGGGUGGAAAUACUGACAUUUCUACGGCAAACCUAGACAGUAGAAAAACCAACUGCUACCUUCACAAAAGUGUUGCUGAAGCAUGAUGGUCCUGACUAACAGGGACGGUGCAAAAUGAACUGCAUUAUAGCCUGUGAUUGCAGAAAAGAUUUAACCACACACUGUUUUCAGUUUGUCCACUGUUGAUCCUAUCUUUUUAUUUUAUAUAUAUAUAUAUAUAUAUAAAUCUUUAUAUAUAUAUAAAAUCUUCUUUUCUUCUUCCUGUAUCAUUCCCCUUCUUCUAUUUCC